Molecule: messenger RNA, 697 nt
Organism: Helicoverpa armigera (cotton bollworm)
Lineage: Eukaryota; Metazoa; Arthropoda; Insecta; Lepidoptera; Noctuidae
Exons: 2
Coding region: 164-697 (177 amino acids)
Source: RefSeq, a predicted model, not a curated record
CUGUGCUGGACGGCACUUCAAAUGUCUCCCCUGACUUGGCUGUUGAACUUCGGGUGUUCAAAGAGGAACUUCGUGCAGAGUUUCGCCUCAUGCACAAAGAAUUCCUUCAAUUGCGGACAGAAGUGGCGCAGCUAAAAGACGCCCUAAAUAAAUCUGGUGAGCGAUGGAGCUCGAUCAGAAAAUUUUGCCGAUCAAUAGCGAUUACGUCGAUAACACUAUCGCUGAAUUGAAGUGCCAGCUUAACGAGCGUGAUCAGGAACUGUUGCUCAACGACAUUGAGAUCACAGGAAUUCCCGAGAGUAAAGACGAAAGCACCCUCCACCUCGUGAACGUUCUCGUAGUAAAGCUCGGAAUUACACUACAUUUAAGGGACGUCGUCCAUGCCGAACGAGUCGGAGCUACGCACCGCAACCGUGUGGUUGCCUUGGAUGGCAGUAUUGCUGCUGACCCCGCUGCGCAACGGCCGCGGAGUAUAUCGGUGCGCCUGGCGAGGCGCGCGACCCGCGACGCGCUACUGCGCGCGGCCCGAGUGCGUCGUGGCUUGAGUACGGAUGCACUCGAUAUGCCUGGGCCGCCGCACCGUGUCUACGUCAACGAGCGCCUCACGCGCACUAAUCGCCAGUUAUUUUAUAGCGAGUCUGCAUGGCUGGAAGUAUGUGUGGACAAGGGUAGGAACAAUUUUGUAUCGCAACGAUGA